CCAGUGUGGAGUCACCUCCACACACCUGAGAGCGAUCCCAAUCAGGUCUCCUGAAGCCGUGCUGGGUGCUUCAUCGUUGUCAGAUGUUUCAUGGAUGCUCCUCGUUCAACCAGGACUUUGUGUGUGUGUUGCUUCUCGCCGGUCGCUCUCUCCUAGCAUCCUGCCUCAGCAUCCACGGCACCCUCCUCCUCCUCUUCCUCAUCUUCCUCAUCUUCCUCCCCGAAGCGGACAACAGAGAGCCGGCGCGUGCGUACGUACGUGUGUGUGUGCGUGUGAGCGCGACGACGUGUUCUUCCAUCUUCGGCCGCCCCAGCUGCUCCACAUGGCGGACAUGGUGCGCCUCUCCGUGCCGCUGCUGCUGCUGCUGCUGCUGCUGCAGCUCGGCUCCGGCCUCAGCCUCAGCCUCCAGGCCGACGCGAGGAGCGUCAAGGAGGCGGAGAAGACGGGCAAUUUCAUGGAGGACGAGCAGUGGCUGUCCACCAUUUCCCAAUACAGCCGCAAGAUCAAGCACUGGAACCGCUUCAGAGACGACGAUUACGUCCGCAGUUGGGAUGAGAACCAAGGCUCCAGUGACAACGUGGACACCACCAAGGAUCCCUGCCAGAAGGUGAAGUGCAGCGCCCAUAAGGUGUGCAUCGCCCAGGGCUACCAGAGGGCCGUGUGCAUCAACCGGAAGAAGCUGGAGCACAGACUCAAGCAACCUGCCCUCAGGUCGUCCAACGGCGACUGCCAGCCGUGUCCCAUCUCCUCUACGGGGCCCGUGUGCGGAUCCGAUGGACACAACUACGCCUCCAAGUGCAAGCUGGAGCAGCAGGCGUGUCUGACGGGCAAGGAGCUGACCCUCAAGUGUUCGGGUCUCUGUCCGUGUUCCACCUCGGCGCCCGCCGCCAAGGACGGCAAACGCGAGACCUGCACUGGACAGGACCUGGCUGACCUGGGCGAGCGUCUCCGGGACUGGUUCCAGCUCCUGCAGAGCAACGCCAAGCAGAACAACAGCGGCGGCAAGCAUGGAGCCAAAAACGCCCCGUCAGUGCUGGACAGGAGCCUGGUGGCCAGCUGCAAGGACUCCAUCGGCUGGAUGUUCUCCAAGCUGGACACCAACGCAGACCUGUACCUGGACCAGGCCGAGCUGGCCGCCAUCAACCUGGACAAGUACGAGAUCUGCAUCCGCCCCUUCUUCAACUCCUGCGACUCCUACAAGGACGGCAAGGUGUCCACGGCCGAGUGGUGCCUGUGCUUCUGGAGAGAGAAGCCCCCCUGCCUGACGGAGCUGGAGAGGAUCCAAGUGUUGGACGGCGGGAAGAGAAAGUUUGGUCGCUUCAUCCCCAACUGCGACGAGGACGGCUUCUACAGGAAGCUGCAGUGUGACAGGGGAGAGUGUUGGUGCGUGGACCAAUACGGUGGAGAAGUGGCCGGCUCCAGGAUUCGUGGCAAACCGGAUUGCGACGACGAAGCGGCCUAUUCCGGCGACUCCGGCAGCGCGGUGGGAUGGGAAGACGAGGAGGAGAAAGGAGGCGAGGAGACGGCGGAGGAGGCGGAGGAGGAGGAGGGCGAGGUGGAUGACGAGGGUUACAUCUGGUAAGAGGAGCCACGCCUCUCUCCGACCGCAUCCCCAUCUUCCAAACACGCAAACCAAGAAGAUCCUGCCAGGAAGGUCUCAAGGAGGCGACGUGUCCAAGGAGGAGAGGAGACCAAGGUAGCAGGGAUGUAGUGGAAGGGAACAUAUCACCCAUGUCGUUCAUUUGUGGAUCUUUCUUCUAUUCUCUCGUACGUCCUUUGACCUCUUUGAGCUGUUCUCUCGCUGGCUUCAUGGAGACUUUCGGCAGCAAGUAGUUCCAAACCAUCUCUCCUUUCCCGACUUAGAUUAGGUUUUAGGAUGCUGUUCUAGGACCCGGGAACGCACCCUUUUGGACUCCGCCGUCCUCGCCUCGUGCGCUUCAGCUCAUGCGUGGCAGUCGUGCCCGUCUCAUUCUUGACUUGGAAAAGUUCCUCACGCGUCACGCUAGCCUGUAAAUACUAAUUACUCGACCGUGUGUACCGGGACACGCCCCUCCACCGAGGCCUCCGUGGGCGAGCCAGACCCUGUUCUUAGGUGGCAAGUGUGCAUCGUGUCAUCAUGUGGAUGGGUUGUUGUGUUUAAUAAAAAGUGAUAAACAUGGUA
Doryrhamphus excisus (bluestripe pipefish) is the source of this 2161-nucleotide messenger RNA. RefSeq names its product SPARC (osteonectin), cwcv and kazal like domains proteoglycan 2 (gene spock2). Gene Ontology annotation, molecular function: calcium ion binding; protein binding; collagen binding. Gene Ontology annotation, biological process: anatomical structure development. Lineage: Eukaryota; Metazoa; Chordata; Actinopteri; Syngnathiformes; Syngnathidae. The record is from RefSeq and is a predicted model, not a curated record.